GGAGCGGGCAGGGCGCCGGCGGAGGGGCAGGCCGAGCCGAGCGCCGGGCGAAGGCGGGAGCCGUUGGACGCCUGCAUCCGCGGAGCGCCCGCCUCGGCGGCGGGAGGUGCCAGGCCGCGACCGCCCCCCCUCAGAGCGCGCUCGCCGUCCCUCGGGCCGCGGGCCCCACGGACAUGUCCAGCAUGAAUCCCGAAUAUGACUAUUUAUUCAAGCUACUUCUGAUUGGAGACUCCGGUGUUGGGAAAUCUUGCCUUCUACUUAGGUUUGCAGAUGACACGUACACAGAAAGUUACAUCAGCACGAUUGGUGUGGACUUCAAAAUCAGAACUAUAGAACUAGAUGGGAAAACAAUCAAGCUUCAGAUAUGGGACACGGCAGGACAGGAGAGGUUUCGAACUAUCACUUCCAGUUACUAUAGAGGUGCUCAUGGCAUCAUAGUUGUGUAUGAUGUUACAGAUCAGGAGUCUUUCAAUAAUGUAAAACAGUGGCUGCAGGAGAUAGAUCGUUAUGCCAGUGAAAACGUCAACAAGUUGUUGGUGGGGAACAAAUGUGAUCUGACCACAAAGAAAGUAGUAGACUAUACAACAGCAAAGGAAUUUGCAGAUUCUCUUGGAAUUCCAUUUUUGGAAACCAGUGCAAAGAAUGCCACAAAUGUAGAACAGUCUUUCAUGACCAUGGCGGCCGAGAUUAAAAAACGAAUGGGUCCGGGAGCGACAGCUGGUGGUGCAGAGAAGUCCAAUGUUAAAAUUCAGAGCACUCCAGUCAAGCAGUCUAGUGGAGGUUGCUGCUAAAACUUGCCUCCCCCCUUUUGUCUCACAACAAUGAAUUUGCAAUCUGAACCCAAGUGAAAAAAAAAAAUUGCCUGAAUUGUACUGUAUGUAGCUGCACUACAACAGAUUCUUACCGUCUCCACAAAGGUCAGAGAUUGUAAAUGGUCAAUACUGACUUUUUUUAUUCCCUUGACUCAAGACAGCUAACUUCAUUUUCAGAACUGUUUUAAACCUUUGUGUGCUGGUUUAUAAAUGUGUAAUCCUUGUUGCUUUUCCUGAUACCAGACUGUUUCCUGUGGUUGGUUAGGAUGUAUUUUUGUUUUGAUGUUUCUAUUGGCAUGUUUAGAUGUCAGGUUUAGUCUUCUGAAGAUGAAGUUUAGCCAUUUUGUAUCAAACAGCACAACGGUGUCUGUCACUUUCCAUGCAUAAAAUUUAGUAAGAUAUAUGUAAGAUCUGAUUUGCUAGUUCCUUCUUGUAGAAUUAUAAAUGGAAAGAUCACACUAUCUGAUGAAUAGUUUCUUCAUACUCUGCAUAUAAUUUGUGGCUGCAGAAUAUUGUAAUUUGUUGCACAAUAUGUAACAAAACUGAAGAAAUGUUUAAUAAAUAUUGUACUUAUUGGAAGUAA
Molecule: messenger RNA, 1395 nt
Organism: Gymnogyps californianus (California condor)
Lineage: Eukaryota; Metazoa; Chordata; Aves; Accipitriformes; Cathartidae
Gene: RAB1A
Product: RAB1A, member RAS oncogene family
Exons: 6
Coding region: 174-791 (205 amino acids)
Molecular function (GO): GTP binding; GTPase activity
Source: RefSeq, a predicted model, not a curated record